This is a messenger RNA of Yarrowia lipolytica CLIB122, 585 nucleotides long. RefSeq lists its product as uncharacterized. Lineage: Eukaryota; Fungi; Ascomycota; Dipodascomycetes; Dipodascales. The record is from RefSeq and is a predicted model, not a curated record.
AUGCCGUUAGUAACUAUUAGUGAGGCUUCGGGAGUGGUUGUCUCGGUUGUCUCAUUCAGACUCGUUGUGUUGUAUCUAUAUCUAUAUAAACACUCUUGUCCCUCAAUCCCACUGCCAUCUUUUGCUAAACUUGCCGCCAAUAUGAAACUCAUCUCCCUCAUCACCGUCGCUACCACCGCUCUGGCGGCUGUCGGAGACAAGUACAAGCUGACCUAUACCAGAUCAGACGCCCAAUCGGUCGAAUCUCUGCCCGUCACCUACCAAGAUGACCUGAUCACCGCCUCCACCGACGGCGAACCCAUCACCAUCACCGAGGGCGAGGGCAACACCUUCUCUGUUAACGACAUGCCCAUCGCCUAUCUGGAGCUGCAGGCUUUGUUCUGGACCGGCGACUACGGCUACAAGCUCCAGGGCUCGGUCUUUGACAUUGCCGCCGAUGGAACCUUUGAGCUGAGAGACGGCCCCAAGGAGUACUACUAUUGCACUCCUCACCCUGAGCGAAACGUCAUCUACGUCAUCAACAGCCCCGACUACUCCAAGUGUCGGUUCAAGCGUACCAUCAAGUUCCACGCUGAAAAGAUCUAA